AUGGAUCAUGGUGUUCUUUUUGUCGUGGUUGUCGUGGCCGUGCUGGGACUGAGUACAGCCCAGACGAAGUACUGCUGUACCCCUGACCAGUGGCAAGGCCUGCUGAAUCUCACUGUUGAAGGACAAGGGUUUCGAGAAUAUGGAAUCAAUUACAUAUCUUAUGACUACACUAACCGACGUCUGGCUUUUUUCUGGAAUCUCACUGACUCAUCAGGACAGGUUUCCACCCAUGAAACUCUUGAGCUGUACAGUGGACCAAAUAGUGGCAUGCGGUACACUUUAGACUUCCAGACCAGGAAGUGCGUGGUUCAAAAAGUGUCCGGUCCUUUUACAAAAUUCUGUAUUCCAGGAGCUGUGACUGAGUCUCUCCCAGUCACUGUAUAUUCUCUACCGGGACAAAACACAUCUCAAACACUUGUCACAGUCACACACGACCUGUGCGUUAUUGUUUCUGAAGUGAGUGUUAUAGAGGAUAAAGGAGAUAUUUCCACGAGUGUAUCUCGAUUUACUGACAUUCAUCUCGGCAUCAUACAGCCCUCUGUCUUUGAUGUACCUCCAGAGUGUAAAGAUGCAAAGCCAUUGCAUUCACAGAAGGUAAUGGAAAUUGAUGACAAUGGUGGGGUUUGGGAGAAUGGAGUAGAGACAAUGAAGGGAUUUGCAUAA
Molecule: messenger RNA, 663 nt
Organism: Pomacea canaliculata
Lineage: Eukaryota; Metazoa; Mollusca; Gastropoda; Architaenioglossa; Ampullariidae
Product: mammalian ependymin-related protein 1-like
Exons: 5
Coding region: 1-663 (220 amino acids)
Biological process (GO): cell-matrix adhesion
Cellular component (GO): extracellular region; lysosome
Molecular function (GO): calcium ion binding
Source: RefSeq, a predicted model, not a curated record